Trichechus manatus latirostris (Florida manatee) is the source of this 990-nucleotide messenger RNA. Its product is annotated as olfactory receptor 13A1-like. Lineage: Eukaryota; Metazoa; Chordata; Mammalia; Sirenia; Trichechidae. The coding region runs from base 1 to 927 and encodes 308 amino acids. The transcript has a single exon. Gene Ontology annotation, molecular function: olfactory receptor activity; odorant binding; G protein-coupled receptor activity. Gene Ontology annotation, biological process: G protein-coupled receptor signaling pathway. Gene Ontology annotation, cellular component: membrane. The record is from RefSeq and is a predicted model, not a curated record.
AUGGCUGUGGAGAACCGAACGGUGACUGUGUUUGUCCUGCAGAGCUUCACCCAGGACCCCUGGCUCCAGGCGGCCCUCUUCUGCCUCUUUUUCACCCUGUUCGAAGUGGCCCUGGUGGGAAACAGCUUGAUCAUUGCAGCCAUCCGCUGCAGCUCCCAUCUGCACACCCCCAUGUACUUCUUCCUAGUCAACCUGGCUGUGUUGGACAUGGUCUGCACCUCAUCCAUCCUGCCCAAGGUGCUGCAGAGCCUGGUGGCAGACAGCACCAUCUCCUUUGGAGGCUGCCUCAGCCAGAUGUUCUUCUUCACUUGGUCACUGAGCUCUGAGCUGCUGCUCUUCACUGCCAUGGCCUAUGAUCGCUACCUGGCCAUCUGCUGGCCACUGCAGUAUGGCAUGCUCAUGAGAGGCAGGGUCUGCAUAGCCCUGGCAGCCUUCGUGUGGUCCAUGGGAGCAUUCAACGCCUCCCUGCUGACUGGCCUGGUCCUGCAGCUGAACUUCUGCGGCCCCAACCUCAUCGCGCACUUCUUCUGUGAGAUCCCACCCCUGCUGCUGCUGUCGUGCAGCUCGACCUUCCUUAAUGACGUCAUGACCGUCACUGCAGACAUAUUCCUGUCGGGUCUGAACUUCCUGCUGACCACGGUGUCUUACGGCUGCAUCAUUGCCAGCAUCCUGCACGUCCACUCGGCCAAGGGCAAGCGCCGCACCUUCUCCACCUGCUCCUCCCACCUCAUUGUGGUCACCUUGUACUACUCCACUGUGCUCUACACUUAUGUCCGGCCUGCUCUUGGCUCCACCAGGCUCCCAGACAAGCUUGUCACUGUCCUAUACACCAUCGUGACGCCCACUUUGAACCCCCUUAUCUACACCCUGAGAAACAAGAAGUUUAAAGCAGCCCUUAGGAAACUCUUCCCUAGUUCCCCUAAGUGACCAUGCAAAGAAGAGAGACUUGGCCAGACCUUCAGAAGCACUAUGACGUUUCCCCCAGGGAGG